AUGGAUCAGGCCAACACAACAAACUACAAGGAGGCUUUCGCUCUCUUCGACAAGCGCGUCGACUUCGACUCAUUCUCAAAAGUCCUCAACCGCGCCGGUGGUUUCCGUGACCCUGGUGAGCCCGAGGAGUACUGCCGCGGUUUCCAGGUCUUCGACAAGGACAUGACUGGCUUCAUUGGUGUCGGUCAACUCAGAUACAGUACGACUGCCCCUAAAGACGACGAUUGCCAAGAACAAGACACUAACACAUACACAGUUCUGACCAACUUGGGCGAGAAGAUGAGUGACGAUGAGGUCGACGAGCUGCUCAAGGCCGUUGACACCAGCAGCGGUGAGAUCAACUACGUUGACCUCGUCAAGACCGUCCUCGCAAACUAA
Aureobasidium musti is the source of this 378-nucleotide messenger RNA. Lineage: Eukaryota; Fungi; Ascomycota; Dothideomycetes; Dothideales; Saccotheciaceae. The record is from the annotation of a GenBank genome assembly.